This is a messenger RNA of Ciona intestinalis (vase tunicate), 5447 nucleotides long. Lineage: Eukaryota; Metazoa; Chordata; Ascidiacea; Phlebobranchia; Cionidae. The record is from RefSeq and is a predicted model, not a curated record.
AGGUGUAUUGACAUAUUUGUUCUUUUUAUUAAAUUUGUUUAAUAAACUGCGACGAUAAAUGAUCGUCGAUUUCUGGAAACAAACGUAGUGUGUGCGCGUAUGUGUGUCAAUCAUUUUACCCAGAAAUAUAUUUUGACUCCUAUGCCAUCGGCCGUUAAACAAAAGCCUCCAUAUUUGUCUGUGACGUCAAACAACGUCAUAGAACAGUUACAUAAUGUUUAACUUAGGGUCAUGAACGAUUUGCAUAAUGAGUCAUUGUUUAACUCAACUUUUUUUUCCAAGCCGCGUAUAAGGCUGUUAGCACUACACUGCUAAUUGAAAGCAAAUAAACGCAAAACAUUUAAUAUGGAUGCGAGAGAUCGCAAGGAAUCCAGGUCCGCCUCAGUCGUGCACCAUAUUUCGUAUAAAGUUAUGACUGAACUUGAUGAACUAUUGGAAGGGCGAAAAAUGCGUCGAAUUUCUGUCGCUAGCGACGGUAACUGUCUUUACCACGCGUUGGCGCACCAGCUCUCCUUGCAAGGUGUGAACCAUUCAUACGAUGAAGUGAGAAAAGCCUGUGUCAGUUAUCUGCAAAAGAACCCACGUUUUGGGAAGAUUGACUGGAUGAGAGCGGUAGACACGGGCGAAACAAGAGAGGAGUAUCUUCAUCGUAAUUCCCAAGAUGGAGAAUGGAGUGAUGACAUUAUGCUCAUGGCGGCGUCAUCCGCGUUUGGUUACGUCAUUAAAAUCGUGACGUUGAAUGAAACCGUCAACGUCCUGCCUAACGUUAAGAAGUACAAGCCUGAGCUUGUUGUGGCGAAAAUCUCCGAGUAUCAAUAUGUCAGUGUGGAGAAAAAGGACGGCCAUGCGAACAACAUGGAAGCGUCAAGAACCUUUGUACUAAAAGCGAAACAGAACCCGAGUAUCAAGAAAACAAAAAAGGGGACAGACGUUGUCCAUUUAGACAAGAGAAGCAAAGGGAAAAGAGGUAAAGCCAUGAACGGUCCAGGACUGGGACCGAGUAAAUGGGAUCCCGAUCAGGAAUCCCUGCUGUUUGGCGCCAAUGACGUCGAAGAAGAAGAGGAGCUACCUUUAUAUGACCGGUUUACAUGCGAACCACCAGAAGACGAUUCGAGAACCUCAUCAAAUGUUGCAAAGUUUUUUGCCAAGACCUUCAAACUAUCUUCCUACCUAAUAUUUGGUGGUCUAUUGUUUGGCGGAGCUUUAAUAUCAAAGGCAUGUCUUAUGAUCUUAGUGAACAGCGCAAAAGUGUACCCGGGCGAUCCAAACGAUCAGUCUGUGAUGAAAGAUCAUGAUGUAAUAAGAGCAUGGAGCUUUAUUGUUAUACUGCUCAUGCUACUUCUACCAGAAGUACUCACCAUGAUGUAUUCACUAUACCGGAUAAUUAUGAAAGCUGAACCGGAUAUGGACAUGAACACUGUGAUCUGGGGUGGAUUUUGGGAGUUUCUUCAUGCUGUUGGGGAGGGGAUUCUUUUCUUUAAAGUAUUGCCUUAUUUGGAUGCUACUGUUGCCCUGUUGAUGUUACCAUUGGUUGGAAUUAUUCCGAACUGUAUUCACAUACAAGCAAAGGUCACUUCUAUAACUCAUAACGAGAGGCGGCCCUCACGAACUGCAAAACAAAGACGAAUUAGGGAUUUGGUUCUUGCUGUGGUGGCAUUGGUCCUCCAACUGUGUGGAUUACUUGUUUGUUUUGCUUGUUUCUUUGGGGAUAACUGGUUAAGGUUUUUCUCCCUAAAUUACACAUACAUUUGGGCAUUUUCUGGUAUUGUGCUUACUUCCUGUCGGUAUUGGGAAAACUUUGUGACAGGGGAGUUUAUUUUCUCCAAAAAGUUUUCGAUUAAAGCGCAGACUUUGCAAAACAAACUUGAUGCAACAAGAUUUAAGACAUCCUUCAUUUUUUCGCUGAUGAAAUGUGGAGUUCUGAUUGGGUUUUGUUUUCUAACUUUUGUAGUUCUUGAAAAUGAAACAUAUACCAGCAAUUUUGUGAAUCUCGAUACAGACCCCUAUUCCACUGCUCGGUAUAACAAAAUCAUAUCGUUGCUCAGUACAUCAGAUGGAAGGGUUAGGACCAGUGACAGAAAUGACAUAAUUGCGAGAUUGAUUUACGUGUUCGUCACUCAAGGCUGUUGUUCUUUCGCUGCAUAUUUCUUUGGUCGGGUGGCUUGUCUUACCCUUAUUCAACGUGAAGCUUAUGCAUUCCCCACAGUCUUGGUUACCCCGGUCAUUGCUGCAUUCUCUGCAGCACUUGCUGUUUACAGACAAGCUGGAGGAGAUAAAUUUAACUUCCUAUCAUUUGUCGGUUUGGGAAAUACCUACAAGAGUGUCCCAAAUCUUAGCUACUACAUUGAUUUCAACAACAAACCCUUUGAUAAUAUUACUGACAUUGGUGUUCUGCGUGGAUAUUGGACAGGGAUUGUGUGUGUCGGUUUGUUAUUUGGCUGGCUCUCUCUCAUACUCUUCACAGUAUUCAUUUGGAACAGCAAACAUGAUCGCCUUCAAAGAACUGAAGUCAUUUUUACUAAAGCAUUAUAUGGAGGGCCACUUAUUGACCAAGUGUUAAUGCUCAAUCGACGACAAUUUGAAAGCAAUUAUAACAAGAAUCAGAAAGCCUUAGAAGAGAAACAAGAUAAGAAAAUUGAAGAAAGGCGAAAAAGCUCUAGCACAAGAUCAAGAAGGAGAUCUUCUCGUCGACUGACAAUGACAGCCAACCAUAAGUUCACACCACAGCUUUUCCUUUGUGCCACCAUGUGGCACGAAACUGAGCAAGAAAUGACCCAAAUUUUAACAUCACUUAUGAGAUUGGAUAAGGACCAAGGAAGCCGGAGAGAAAACUCACAAAAAGAUCCAGAUUAUUACAAUUUCCAAAUCCAUGUAAUGUUUGAUGAUGCAAUGGAAACACCCAAGGGUUCAACUGAUAUUAAAACAAACAAAUUUGUUCAACAACUUUGUACUUUAAUUCCAUUAGCAGCAAACAAAGUUGAUCUUGGUACUGGUUAUGACCUUUCACCCCCAGUUAUCUACCCAACCCCUUAUGGUGGUCGACUUGAAUUUAUUCUUCCACAUGGCAACCUUAUGGUAGUACAUCUCAAGGAUAAAGCAAAAAUUAGGCAUCGCAAACGUUGGUCACAAUGUAUGUACAUGUACUACAUCCUCGGCUAUCUCCAAGCAACAAAGAAAGCUUACAAACUUGACGAUGUGUUCUUGCUUGCUCUUGAUGGUGAUGUUGACUUUCAACCACACGCUGUACACCUCUUGUUGGAUCGAAUGAAGAGAAAUCCGGAUGUUGGAGCUGCUUGUGGAAGAAUUCACCCUACAGGUUCAGGACCAGUUGUAUGGUUUCAGAAAUUUGAAUAUGCUGUUGGUCAUUGGCUUCAGAAAACUGCCGAACAUGUUCUUGGUUGUGUCUUGUGUAGUCCUGGUUGUUUUAGCAUGUUUCGAGGAAGUGCCAUAGUUGAUGUUAAUGUUGCUAAAAUGUACACUACCAAAGCUACAGAAGCCCUGCAUUAUGUACAGUGGGAUCAAGGUGAAGAUCGUUGGUUGUGCACAUUGUUGUUGAAACAAGGUUGGAGAAUUGAAUACAGUGCAGCUUCCGAUUCAUAUACUUUUGCACCUGAAGAAUUCAAAGAGUUUUACAACCAGCGUCGACGAUGGGGACCUUCCACAAUGGCAAAUAUAUUUGAUAUUCUGAUGGAUGCAAAGCUUACAGUAAAGAACAACAUCUACAUCUCAUGGGGUUAUAUUUCCUACCAGAUUGGUUUGAUGGUUUCUUCAAUUCUUGGUCCCGCAACUGUUGUUAUGAUUGUCCAGGGAGCAUACCAAUAUGUGUUUCAUUGGAGUAGUGCUGUGGCCCUUGUUGUAUCCUUGAUACCAGUGAUCAUAUUCAUUAUAUUAUGCUAUACAACAUCAGCAGAUACGCAGGUUGCAGUGGCGGGCAUUCUGACCAUCUUAUAUGCUUUGGUGAUGAUGGCUGUGAUUGUUGGUGUUGUUGGUGCAAUGGCAACAAAUUCCAUUCUUGAUCCAAACAAUAUAUUUAUGAUAAUGUUGGUUGGUUUGUAUGCUUUCACUGGUUUGGUACAUCCACAAGAACUAAUGUGUCUUAUCCAUGGCAUUCUCUACUACCUAUGUGUGCCAUCUGCAUUCAUUUUCUUGAUGGUCUACAGAUUGACAGAAAAUUUAAGGGAUCUUCGAAACAAAAUGACAGGCGCUUACUUCUUGGCAAAUGCACUUUGGCUUGUUCUUAACUUUGCUCUUCAACUAACCAUCACUGAUAUCUCAAUAUCUUUCUAUAUCAAUGGAGAGAAAAUGCAAGUAAACCCAGUUUCAUUCCUCUUUCUAAUCUUUUUCUUGAUCAUCUUGCUUAUCCAGUUCACAUGCAUGUUAAUGCACAGAUGGUCAACAGCCCUACAUACACUUUCUACAACUUCCUUGAAAUGGAACGAUUCAAGAGAUGGUUACAAAAAUGUAAAGCAAAAAGACAUUGAGAAUGAAGAUAUUAAGCAGAAAAGAAGAAAAGCUCGCGGCAAUGGUUCAACACUUAAUCCAAUAACUGGUGAUGUUUUAGACAAAGAGCUUCCUGAAGCAGAAGAUAAUUUCACAUUUGGUUCAAAUGAAAGGGGUCGUGGAGAAUCAAACCCAACGUACGAUACAAUUGAAGCUGAACAUGGGGUUUGCAUGUCUUCAGAUGAAUCAGAUAACGGAGGAUAUGCUGAAGUAACUUACAACAAAAAGGGACCAAGUUCACCGAUGAAUCCUUUGUUCUCUGGUAAACCUGGCAAAGGAAGUUUGUAUGGAGCGACUGCAGCGGCUACGAAUCCAACAUUCGAAUUGGAUAUGUACUCGUCACAGAAAGAUCUAAUUCCAACCAAAACCAACAUCGCUGAUGUAAUUCAUCAUCUAAAACCUGAAGAUGAAGUCAAGCCACAAAAACACGCCCAUUUUGCAGCGUCUUCGGAUGACGACGAAGGAAAUACUUCGUUUUAAUUCUUCUACGCCAAUUGAAAUUCGAAUAAAAUGACAAAUUAUAGCCAAAAGUUCAAGGCCGACAACUUUUAUACUUCUUAAAGCCUUAACUUUAAAUUCAUGAGUAAAUCUUACGCGUUUUCAACCAGUGUUAAAUAAUUUUGUCGGCUUUGAAUUUGCAGGACAUUGUUUUGCAUAUUUACGCGUGAUAUACUUUGCUUACCACUCGCACUUUACACUAUAUAUCGGUAUAUUUAACCUUUAAUAUGAUUUUUGCAUAUAUUGUAAUUUUUAGUUGCGCAAAACGCCCAUACAUCAAUGUAGGUAGGUGUCAUUUAUGCGUGUAUAUAAGAAUAUGCUUUAUACUUUCGCCAGUUAACGUUACUUUUGAACUUGUUACUGGUUUAAUUCAUUUCAAUGUCUCGUUGUGGUCGAUAAGACGAUGUAGUAUUAUGAAGACUUGUACAUAAAAAACCCAGAUGUGUAAA